Molecule: messenger RNA, 480 nt
Organism: Spodoptera littoralis (African cotton leafworm)
Lineage: Eukaryota; Metazoa; Arthropoda; Insecta; Lepidoptera; Noctuidae
Source: the annotation of a GenBank genome assembly
GUGGUCGACGGCUGAAUAAGACGUUCAAAAUGUCUAAGCUGUUUGUGAUUGUUCUGGUGACCACUUAUUGGGUUUAUUUUAUACAUAGUGAAGUUGUAAAACGAGAAGUAUGCAAGGAAAACGAGAUUACCGUGGAAUGCGCGCACUGUGGGCCAAAAACAUGCGAAGACUUGGGCCACCCUGUACCUUGUGGUGGGGCGACGUCAUUGUGCAGGCCGGAAUGUGUGUGCAUAGACGGGAUGGUACGCGAUACUAAUGGGACUUGCAUACCGAAGAAGGACUGUUGUGAGAAAAUUUUUGUUCCACAAACUCCUAAAGAAGAAUUCCGAGAACUUGGGAAUUUGGAGGGAAAAAUAUUGAAGAAUCAAGUUCUACCCUCGGAUGUAAUUAAGGGAUAUUGUAAUGAAGACUGACCAGCUAAGUGAGAAUUGUAUAAAAUAAAUCUUAAGCUAAGAAAAAUAAACGUAAAAAUAAUUAGCA